GUGAAUUUGAAGAGGGGUGAUGAAAUUUAUUUCCAUUUCAAUCCACGAUUCGAGCAAGGAUGUGUUGUGAUGAACAGUACAUCCGAAAGUGUCUGGCAAACCGAGGAGUACAUCCAGCCAAUUCCCUUCACUCACAACCAACUAUUCACUCUGGAUUUCGUUCGUACCUCGGACGACAUUGAGCCAUUUGUACUCACAAAUUACGCUGAAGAUGGUGCAUUCGUUGAUCUUCAGAUUCAUCUCGAUGGUAAGCAAAUUGGGAACUUCAGAAUGCGCAACGAUUUGUCAUCCGUUGAUAGUAUGGAUAUCGAGGGUAACCUGACUAUUCACUCGAAUGUGACAGAGGACUUUUCAUGGCAACCAAAGAUGAUCGAAAAGUUCACAACAUCACGACUCACUUGUGAGCAUGAAUCAGAAGAACUUCCGGAAUAG
Messenger RNA from Anisakis simplex (herring worm), 432 nucleotides. The record is from the annotation of a GenBank genome assembly. NCBI's taxonomy places the organism in Eukaryota, Metazoa, Nematoda, Chromadorea, Rhabditida, Anisakidae.